AUGCAAUACGUCUGCGAAGUUGAUUGCAAACCUAUAUGUAUACCACCAUACCAAUCAUGCACUAUACCCUGCGAACCUGCUCCUGUACCCUGCAUUACUCCUCCUUGCGGUACGUGUCCACCACCCUGUCAACCCUGUCAACCCUGUCAACCCUGUCAGCCCUGUCAACCCUGUCAACCAUAUUCCCCUUGCGCUGAACCGGUAACCGUUUUAGAACAGAUGUGUACACCGAACGUUCAAAGAAAAGAGUUACAACAAGAACAAGAACAAGAACAACAACAACAACAACAAGAAAAUUCGAGAAUAGGUGCAAAUCAAAUCAUAAGCGUGAAACUUAUCAUGGAAAGAAAGGAAACUUAA
Messenger RNA from Polistes canadensis, 360 nucleotides. It is a transcript of the gene Mst87F, whose product is annotated as small proline-rich protein 2D. The transcript is spliced from 2 exons. The record is from RefSeq and is a predicted model, not a curated record. Lineage: Eukaryota; Metazoa; Arthropoda; Insecta; Hymenoptera; Vespidae. The coding region runs from base 1 to 360 and encodes 119 amino acids.